Molecule: messenger RNA, 9314 nt
Organism: Drosophila miranda
Lineage: Eukaryota; Metazoa; Arthropoda; Insecta; Diptera; Drosophilidae
Product: SH3 and multiple ankyrin repeat domains protein 1-like
Cellular component (GO): postsynaptic membrane; postsynaptic density; dendritic spine
Molecular function (GO): ionotropic glutamate receptor binding; synaptic receptor adaptor activity
Source: RefSeq, a predicted model, not a curated record
CGCCGCGCACCGUGCAACAACGAGAUAUUGUCGAAUUUUUUUCUGAAUUCAGAAAAAUAUGUUGAUAAACAAUACAAAAUUGCCAAACAACAAAAAAAAAAACGAAAAUAUAUUAUCAAAACAAAAAUAUAUAUAUGUAUAUAGAUAUAAAAUUUUCGAACUGAACGGUGGAUGUGCGCGUUUUCGUGCGAGGUGCGAGUGAGACGGGAGCAGCCGAGAAAACAAGUGUAUAAUGAUGCGGGAAAUAACGGUGCAUGGCAUCAAGUAUUGAACUAAGAUUCCGGUGCAAGCGUUUUCCUGAAUCGUUUUAAAAAUAUUCGGAAAUGUUGGCCCAAAAUCAAUCGAAAUUCGUCAAGUGAAGUGCAGAAUCGAAACCGGUUCGCCUCCGCAAAGAGAAAAGCCAAUAGCAAAACCAAAAUUAAAGCCAGCGCAAGAAUUUUUGUUGUUUGGCCAAAGUAGCGCUGCCGGCGUCGUCGUCGACGUCGUCGCCGUUUGGUGCAUCCGUGUGUUUGUGCGUGCGUGUGUGUGCUAGCAUCUCGGUGAAAAGAAGUGAAAAAGAGAAGCAAAGUCAACGGCAAAGGAAAAGGUACGCCAAAAACAAAAGCAGAAACCUGUUCCCUGAAACAAAAACAACGACGACGGGCUCUGCUGCCACAAAAAGUGGCACAAGCGAAAAUUCCUGCCUUCUUGUUGUUGUCUUGUAUUAUGAUUUUUUUUCGGGUUUUUUGACAAUCGCCAAAAGUGAAAAUCAAUUUGGCAGAGCGCGCGCGCAUAGAGAGGAAAAGGAAGAGCAAGCGAGCGAGCGAGUCCUGUUUUUUACCCAGCCCAAAAAUUGGAGAACGAAAACCUGACGAAAAAAUACCACUAACCACUGAGAGCAACAAAAACAAAAACAAAUGUAAACCAUCGGGAGACUACAACAAAAGUAAAUAAAUUUGAGCCGGAUUCCGGGGAAAUUCGGGAAAAGCAACGAAAUCAAAGAGAGAGAGAGAGAGUUGUCCACUUAUCCAGAGCUGCACUUGAUCGAACGCCUGCCUGAACAAGUCUUCCGUCGGCGAGAGAGCGGAGUGAGAUCCAUGAUAUGUCACAAUCAACGGAAGAUUACUUCUACGAACUUCCACGAAAUGUCCAAACGAAACGCAUUCCACCAGCAAAAGAUACGAACCUACCGACCAAUCAAAUAAGCAGCCAAGAGAGGGAGAGAUUAGCAUUAAGGAAUCAUCGAAUCGAAUCGAAUCGAUAAAUCGUAAGCCGCAAAAAGGAAGCAGAAGCGAUAGAAAGGAAGGCGUUGUUUACACAGGAGAAUACCCUGUAGAGAAGCCCCUGCCUGCCGCACAGGGGAGCCAAUUGCGGAGAGUUGGAGAGAAAAGCCGCCAAAAUUACGACGUAUCACCCACCAACGCCCAAAGUCAAACAGAACCCGGCCAAUAUGGACGCCACGUCCGGGCCGGGGGCGUUUGACGAUGAGCCGCCGCCAGAGCCGCGCGACGGAUGGCUGCUGGUGCGCAUCCAUGUGCCGGAGCUGAACGUCUACAAGUGUCUGCAGUUCCCAUCGGAGCGUCUCGUCUGGGAUGUCAAGCAGCAGGUGCUCGCCUCGCUGUCAAAGGAACUUAAGGAGAGCUUCAACUACGGCCUCUUCGCCCCGCCCUCGAACGGGAAGGCGGGAAAGUUUCUGGAUGAAGAGCGUCGGCUGGGCGACUAUCCAUUCAACGGCCCCGUCGGCUACUUGGAGCUCAAGUACAAGCGACGCGUCUACAAAAUGCUGACCCUGGACGAGCGCCAGCUGAAGGCCCUGCACACCCGGGCCAAUCUGCGCCGAUUCCUCGAGUGCAUCAACGGGGGGCAUGUGGAGAAGAUAGCCAAGAUGUGUGCCAAGGGACUGGACCCCAACUUCCACUGCUCGGAGAGCGGCGAAACGCCGCUGAGCGUGGCCACCGGUGCCAAGAAACCGAACAAAGUGCUCAUUGCCUUGGUCAAUGGCGGGGCCCUGUUGGACUACAGGACCAAGGGCGGGACCACGGCCCUGCACCGGGCUGUGGAGCACCACUCCCUGGAGGCGGUUAGUACCCUCCUGGAACUCGCCUCGCCCAACUACCGCGACGGGCGUGGGAUCACGCCCCUGUACAUCUCGAUAACCAGAAAGUGCGAAUCGAAGAUCACGGAGAGCCUGCUGCACGACCACGCGACGCUCGGUAUCCAGGAUAGCCAGGGCUGGAACGAGGUCCAUCAGGCCUGUCGGCACGGCCUGGUUCAGCACUUGAAACACCUCCUGUUCUACGGUGCUGACAUGGAUGGCCGCAAUGCGUCCGGCAAUAGUCCGCUGCAUGUGUGCGCCGUCAACAACCAAGAGGCUUGUGCCCGAAUGCUUCUCUUUCGCGGCGCCCAGCGCGUCGCCCAGAACUUUGCCAACCAAACUCCCUAUCAGGUGGCUGUCAUAGCUGGCAACUUGGAGCUGGCCGAAGUCAUUGAGAAGUACAAAUCGGAGGAUAUUGUACCCUUCCGCGGACCGCCGCGCUACAAUCCGAAGCGGCGCUCGGGCAUCGGCUGGCUGAGCGCCAAUGGAGCCGCCGGGGCUGCUCUGCUGGCUGCGGCUGGCGGUGGUCUUGGUGGUGCAAUGAUCAGUGACAGUGCCCAUCCGAAUGGCCUCGGAAACGAAAACGGAAUCGGAAACGGAACGGGCAAUGCCAGUGUUGGCGGUGGGGGUCUGAUGAUGAUGAUGAUGCAGCAUCAGAACCACCAACAGCAGCAGCACAACCACAAUCCCCAUCAUCUGCACCACCAGCACCAGCACCAGCUUCAGCUGCAUCAGCAUCAGCUGCAGCUGCACGGCCCGCCCUCGCCGUGCCCCUCGGAGCACAUGCUGGGCGGCUACAGUUCGGCCAGCUCCAGCCUCUCCGAGGGCUCCUCGGGACACCGUUCGCACGAGGACGACAUCAGCAUUGUCACAGACAAAUCCCUGGGCGAUACGAGCGACAUCAUCAGCGACUCGUCGGGCGUGGGAACCAACUCGGACUCGGCCGCCUGCUCGAUUGGACACCCCAGCACCAAUGUCGUGUGCAUGGAGCCGUAUGUCGGCAACACAGUGGGGCACAUCCGGCUACAGCCCGGCGACGUCAUCGAAGUGGUGGGCAGCACCGACUGCGGCCUGCUCGAGGGCUAUGUGAGGGGCACCAAUCAGUCGGGCUUCUUCCCCGCCGACUGCGUCCAGGAGGUGAAUCUGCGCCAGAAGCACAUCACCAACGUGAUGACCGCCAGCACGGGCAUGCCCGCCCCCAACCAGCAGGCCCCACUGCAGCACCAGCAGCAGCAGAAACAGCAGCAGCACCAGCAGCAGCCCUCCUCCUCGGCCUCCUACCAGGGAUCGCCGCAGCUCAGCCUCGGCGGGCACUCGGGCAGCUCGAGCACCCUGCUGCAGCAGCCCCACCAUUCGCCCUCGCUCUCGAUGACCAGCAACGGGUCCUGCCAGCAGCCACAGCAGAUGGCAGAGAGUAACGGGGGAGCAGGCGGUGCCCCCAUGGGCUGCCACAACAACAACAACAACUCCAUUGGACAGUACAGCAGCGCCACAGCGCCGCGCAUCAAGAAGAGCGCCUACAAUGCCCCACGUUCGGUGGUGCUGCACCGCGCCAAGCGCGGCUUCGGCUUCAUUUUACGGGGGGCCAAGGCCAGCUCCCAGCUGAUGCAGCUGCGACCCUCGGAACGUUUUCCGGCUCUGCAGUAUCUGGACGACGUGGAUCCGGGCGGAGUGGCCGACAUGGCCGGCCUGCGGCCGGGCGACUUCCUGCUGACCAUCAACGGGGAGGACAUGAGCGCCGCCUCGCACGAGCAGGUGGUGGAGAUGAUCCGCUCGGCGGGAGCCCUGGUCAACAUGACGGUGAUAUCGCCGCAGUUCCCCCACCAGAUGCAGGCCACUGUCCAGUGCCUGCCCAGCGGGGCCAGGGCCGGCAGCCAGCACUUGUCGAGUGGCCCGAGCACUCCGCAGACGUCGCACCGCCAGUGCGCCACAUUGCCGCGCAAGAUGUCUAUGGGACCGGGCAGUCAUGGCGGCGGCUCCUCGGCCGGAGGGAGUGUGCGGAUGGCACCCAUGCCACCGCGAAGGGACCCUAAGACGACGCUGAGCGUUGGACGGGCCAGGGCCAAGUUCAUGGUGGCUGGCCUCGAGAACGGCGGCGAGAAGGAGGACGAUGUGCAGCACACCAAGUCCAUUUCGGUGGAGUCCAUUGCCACGUCCAUUGCGGCGUCCGUGGCCACAAGCAACGGCAACGGCAACAACAAUCAGACAGGACCCGGCACCCCCGUCCAGCUGCGGACGGCCAGCAUCAAGGCCCGGCCUACAUCGAGUCGAAUCACGGCCGCAGAGCUGGAGGAGCUCUUCCAGCGGCAGCAGGGCGAUGGCAGUGCCGCCAAUGCCAGCCGUUAUGCCACCAUGAUGACCAGCUCCCGGUUCCAGUCGGGCACGGACAGUGGCGCGGCCACGCCUCCCGCCACGAGCGGAUCCCCUAUGAGGAGCGGACCCCUGGUCUACGGCAGUGUGGCGGAAAUGAAGCGCAAGACGGCCAGGAGCAAGCACGGAGGGAUCAUUGGCAGCGGCAGCGGCGGCACUCUGCGUGGCAAGCCAGUGGCCACGCCCACAGUGGGUGGGGCUGGGGGAGUAGGCGGCGCUGGAGGACGCGACUUGAAGCGAUUCCACUCCACGCCCGACCUGCACGGCGCCCAGCUGCACGGCUCAGUCUCGUCCAUCUGGCAGGCGGCCGACAAGGGUCAUCACUCGCAGGACGAUGUGGCCACGCUGGACGCCUCGCUGCAGCGUCUCAACACCAUGGAAGCCAAGGGGGCAGUCGGCGCAGUGCUUCCGCCACCCAAUCAUACCCCACCGCCGCCGCCUGUCGGCCAGGUGGUCAAGGUGGAGACCCGAAGCAGCGUCUCGGAGUACGAGAGCACCAUCUCCUUGCAGCAGAAGCUGAAGAAGCGGACCGAGAACGAUGCCGUGACCAGUGCGGCCAUCGAUGGCGUACAGAGCAGUUUCAAUCCCUCAGCCAACGCCAAGAUCUAUGCCUCGCCCCAGGAGCUGCGCAACGUGAUGGCCUGGAAGCUGCGUCAGGCGCAAGAGAAGCCGCCCCAAGAGACCUCCUUGAGCUCUCAGCAGCAACAGCAACAGCCACUGCCACAGGUACAGCCACAGGCCCAGCACCAGGUCAGCCAAUAUGCAGCACCCACACAGAUGCGUCCGCAGCAGCAACAACAGCAGCCUCAGCAGCAGCCCACUGGAGCGACCUCCCACUAUGCGGCGCCUCAGGUGCAGGUGCCAGUGCAGCAACAGCAACAGCAGCCGGAGCCCCAGUCCCCGCCUGCACCACCGCCACCACAGUCUCAGUCACAGUCUCAGUUGCAGUCCCAGCCGGCGCCUGCUGCAGCUCAGCAAGCAGCACAGAAUGAAAAUGGGAAUGGUGGUGGUGGAGGUGGAGCCCCGCCUAUCCCCGAGCCGGACUACAGCUGCAGCGAGUCGGAUGGGGAGGACGAGAACUCGAUUCUGGUGGCACGCAACACGAAGCUCAACGAGAAGAUAGCCCUGUUCGAUGUGCCCGAGACCAGCGGCAACAGUCAGACCAGUGGCAGCAGCUCGAACUCCGGCAGUGCGUCCAUCUCACAUUCGCUGUCGGUGGAGGAAAUCCAACGCAUACGCAGUAAUCUCAAGACCUCCAAGUCCUCGCCCAAUGGCUUCGCGAAGAAGCCUGACGAGGAGCAACAGCAGCAGCAGCAACAACCACAGCCAUCUCCAGGUCCAGGCGAAGAUGAGUGCGACACUAGCAGUUCUGGUGUAAGCAGCGAUCAAGAUGGUCUGAUGGCCAUAGCAGGAGGAGGAGGAGGAGCUGCAGCAACAGCGGCAGUCGCCAAGCCCACUGACACCAUCAAGAAGAAGCCGACAGUGACCAUUGUGGAAGAGCCGAAGACUAUACCCGAUCAGCCCAUGGCCUCCACCAAGCCCAUGGCCAAGACAACAAUCAGCAUUGGAGCAGCAAGUGGACGAUCCACCACCAAGCUGACUGUCAAGCAGUUGGUGCAACAGCAGCACGUUCCCGUUAUACAGCAGCAUCAGCAGCAGCUUAUCACCAAGCCGACAGCCACUGUGGCUACAAUGGCCAGCAACAUCAACAUGAAAUCUCUCGGCGGCAACAAUGCCACAUCAGUGAUGAGUCCACAGGUUCUGGGGCGCAUACCCAACGUGCAUCAUCAUCAGCAGCAACAGCAGGCGAAUCCCAACCAGAAAUUAAUAGCCACGCAGCAGCAGAUCCUGCAGCAACAGCAACAGCAGCUGGCCCACCAGCAACAUCUGCAGCAGAUCCUCAAGGCGAAGGCAGCCGCCGCCGGAGGAGCUAGCAACACGGCCGCCCUGGUGGCCAAGCAUCAGCAGCAGUUGCACAAGGGAAACAGCGGCCACGAGUCGGAGAUGGAGCAGCGUUCCGACCUGGAGGAUGACGACGGAGACCUGAGCCCCUCGCCGCCUGCCAAGGCCUUCCAGCGGCACAACUCGCUCACACGCAAGCAGGCGGCGGCCAUUGCCAUGCAGCGGGGCGUGACCCGCACCUCGGCCGUCUCGCUAAUGCAGUUGCCGCCGCCACUGGAGGCCGACAGCGAUGGUGAGGUUCCGCAGCACACAUUGCAACGCCAGCAUCCCCAUCCACACCCACACCAGCUCCAGCAGAUCCAACACCAGCAACAGCAGCAGCAGCAGCAGAUGGCCACGCAUAUUGUGGGCGUCUUGCCUAGCGGACAGUUGGUGGCUGUUGCCUCUGCUGCUGUUGCUGGUGGUCCAGGCGGGGCGACUGUAGCGCAGCCUGGCAACAACAAUAUGCAGCUGUGCACCGAGAACUUGGUCCUGGCGCCGCCGCCGCAGUUCUGCGAUUGUAACGAUGCCAAGCACGCGCCGCAAUCGCAGCCGCAUCUGCCUGGCGGCCAGUAUCAUUCUCAGCAGCAUCAGCAGCAGCAGAUUCAACAGCAACAGAUUCAACAGCAACAACUCCAACAGCAACAACAACAGAUGCUGCACCACUAUCAGCGUCUGUCAGGCGGCACUUUGGGACGAGUUCGCAUCGUUGGCUUCAUGCCCAAGGCCAAUCACCAUCGGCUGCACUAGGCUGAGCUGGAAGAGCUGCACGAGCUGCGGGAAUCAAAUCUAACAUUUGCCAAAUCGUUAAGUCGUUAAUUAGAGUUAGUCAACUGUCAUUGCCAUUCACUGCCUGCACCCGAGGAAAGACGCCACAAGUAGAGAAUUAAGCAACACGAAGGCAUAGAAUACAUAGCAGGCAUAGCAAUGGAUCCAUUUCAGACACAAAUCAAAUCGUUGCUACUUCUGUAUAUUCACAGCAAAUACACAACAUUCAAGUUCAAAGCGCUAAACCCACAAGAAAGUAAUUAUAAAUGCAAAUAUUGCCAAUAGAGACGGAUGUUAGGUGCGUGCAUGUGUGUCGUGUCCGAUUUGUCGAGGCAGUGCCCAGUACCAGAGGGAAGCUAAACGAAACACAAUCUUAAAUUACUUUUAUUAUAUUUAUUGAGUGUGAUAUAAAUUUAUGUAGGCUGACCGAGAGCAGCAACUAAACAAAAAUAUUUCUAAUCCGACAGAAAGUGUGCGCGUUUGUAUGCAAUAUUGUAUUAUGUUAGUCACCAAAACCACACCCAAAUGCCUGUUCCAACCAUUGAAAACAAACUGAAUCGAACUGAAUGUAUUCGUUUCUCUAGUUUGCUUUAGAUCUGCACAGUGUCGAUGAAAUGCCCCAAUAGAAGUAGCCACGUAUAUAUGUAUGCAUAGCCGAUUUAGUUCGUAAUGUUGAGGGGGCCGCCAGGGCAGGUUCAUUUCUUCAGUAUCCAUCCAUUGAUCAAUCGAGUUCGUGUUCGUGUUCGUAUUCGUAUUCGUGUUCGUGUUCGACUAGUGCACAAAAUAUUUAAGCGACAUUAACAUUAUUAAUCCAAUACACAACUAGCGCAGGUUUUAUAUGCCUAAAAAAACGGGAGAAUGCGAUAGACAAUGCAACAAUAAGAUUUGUAUUUGAGCAUUUAGCCAAAUUUCCAGUCAAGUCAAGUCAACUAAAUUAAAUACUAAACCGAUACUAAAACUUGUAAUGUUUUUAAACAUGAAUAUAACACGAUAUACCAUAGCCUCGGACAUUUUAUAAUAUAAAAAGAAGAAGAAGAAGAAAAACAAAAACAAUUUGGAAAUCCAAAACGAAAACAAAACGUAAAUUUUUGCUCGUAAAAUUUACAGAUUUUUACUUUAAUAGAUUUUUUGUACAAUUGUUUUUUAGAGAAACCCUUAAACUUGCCGAAUGAGGAAAGUCGCGUAUUAUAUUGAAAGAGGUUCUCACAUAUUUGCCAGCGCUUAACGCAAAUAUCGUCAUUGGCAACCAAAACUUACAGAAUGCGUUUUCACGAGUAACAAUUAUUAUAUAACUAAGGCUGAUCUUAUUGCAUAAUUCAUACUAAAACACAACCACAGAUAAAGAUAUAGAUACGAUACAGGCUCUGAAGCAGAAACAGAAACAGAAUUCACAGAAUCACACAUUUAUAGAUGAGACAAUUGAAUAAUAACGAAGAACUCCAAUCACCAAACAAGCGAUUGAUACAUUUACACUGUUGAAACGAGGCUGCAGGCUCUUUGAGAUAUGCAAGAAUUGAGUGGUAAUACGAGUAUAGUGAAAUCUUUCGAAUUGUCAGGCCGCACCUUUUCCCUAGAAUCUAAGUGUUGAAAAGUUAGUACCCAUAAAGCUAAACCAUAAACAUAAUACAACAUACAAGUAAUUAUCGGCAGAUCUAGCAUCUAACCAGAUUUUAUCACACUUUUUAGUUCUCGCAAUAGUUGCUAAUUAUUUGUAAAUUGUUUUAGUUCAAGCCCACGCCACACAUACACCCCCUUACAUACGAGUAUAUACAGAAACAUGUAUGAUUAGCCGUCAAGCUUGCUAGUUACUAAGUUAAACUGCCUGGGAUAUCCAUGUGGAUUGCUCAGUUAAGUCCUACACACGUCUAGAUACAUACAUUCUUAAACCUAUAUUAUGCGCAUUAUAUGUAAACCGAUUACGUUCAGCUGUUCAGCUUUCAAUUGCGAAUGCCGGAAGCUAUACGAGUAUAAACGAAUAUUGAAUAUGCAUACACCACAAUGAUAAUGUUAAACGAUUAAAGCACACUCCCCUACACACACCCACACACACUUUAAAAGCAUAUAUUUAAAAUUAUGGCAAAUAUCUAUCAUAAGUCAUCAAAUAUGCAAUUAUGUAUUAUGAACAUGCGUAUGAAGAAUCAAUAAAUAUGAAUGAAAACUA